AUGAGGGCAUUUAAAAGUAGUGGAAUAUGCGACAGCUAUAUUGCAUUGUUUUCCAGAAAAACGUCACGUCAUAAACAUUACCCAGUGUAAUGUUGGACAAUGAAUUUGCUUGGGAUCCCUUAAAAAAAACAAACUAUCCGUCGGCGUAAUGAGCAGCAGCAGCUGAUGUCAAUUAGCAUUUUGCUAAUCAAAACAAGAGAACCGACUUCCAAUUUGGCUGGAAAUACAGCACCGCUGACAAAGGUGGACUUCCGUCCCGCCUGUACCUGAUCGAUCCAGUCAUUGAAGGCGGACACGCGGGUGAAGACGGUGGGCUUCUUCUCGUAGUUGCAGCCCAGGCCGGAGACGAAGCUUGCAAUGCCGUGCACUUCCCACACACCUUCCAUGUUCUUGCAGUUCAAAGGGCCGCCUGAGUCACCCUGAGAGGGGAAGGAGUCGAGCAGUGUUGAGAAACACAGUCACACUGACAAGGCAACACCUCCUGGUUGGGACGCAGAAACACACACUAUUGGUUUGCACUGAACCCCGGUGAUGAAGUGUCCAGCAGGCAGAGAUGCCCUCAGGCCAUAGGGUUGGAAAGUGUGGCCCCUCUGGUGACUUCAGUGGAGGAGUGCCCCGAUCCCAUUGGCACCGCCAUCAAGGGAACGAUCCCCUCGUGGAUAAACGGGAGCUUCCUGAGGAACGGGCCUGGGAAGUUUGAAUUUGGCCAAGACAGAUAUACCCACUGGUUUGACGGCAUGGCCAUGAUGCACAGAUUUUACAUCAGCGAGGGCGAGGUCACGUACAGCAGCCGCUUCCUGAGAAGUGACUCGUACGUGCACAACUCCGAGAAGAACCGCAUCGUGAUGUCGGAGUUCGGGACGUUGGCCAUGCCCGAUCCUUGCAAGAACAUCUUUGCUCGAUUCUUCUCACGCUUUCAGAUCCCAAAAGCGACAGACAACGCCAGCGUGAACUUUGUCAAGUACAAGGGCGACUAUUAUGUCAGCACAGAAACCAACUACAUGAGACGGAUAGAUCCUCAAACUUUGGACACAAAAGAGAAGGUGGACUGGAGUCAGUACAUCGCUGUCAACUCGGCCACAGCUCACCCGCACUACGACCGCCAAGGGGCCACGUACAACAUGGGCAACUCCUACGGAAAAGGAGGUUUCUUCUACAACAUCAUCCGUGUGCCCCCACCCGAGGAGACGGGGGCGAGCGAGGAUUGCGCAAACCUGAACGGAGCCAAAGUGCUGUGCUCCAUCCGAGCACGUGAACCCAGAAAACCUUCGUACUAUCACAGCUUCGUCAUGUCGGAGAAUUACAUCGUGUUUGUGGAGCAGCCCAUCAAGUUGGACCUGCUCAAGUUCAUGCUGUACCGCAUCCAAGGAAAGAGCUUUCACAAGGUCAUGACCUGGGAGCCGCAGUACGGUACCAUCUUCCAUCUGGUCCACCGGCACACUGGCCAAGUGAGUGCGGUGACGUACCGAGCGGCGCCCAUGUUCGCGCUGCAUCAGAUCAAUGCCUUUGAGGACGACGGCUUCCUCGUCAUGGACAUGUGCUGCGGCGAUGACGGCGAGGUCAUCGGAGACUUCACCCUGGAGAACCUCCGCAGAGGCCCGGGACAGGAAAUGGACAAGUUUUACAACUCCCUGUGCAGAAACCUGCCGAGAAGAUACGUCCUCCCUUUGAAUGUUGACCAACAAACCCCUCUGGACCAGAAUCUGGUGACCCUGCCAGACUAUAAAGCUACGGCCAAGAAGACCCCGUCUGGAGAGGUUUUUCUGACCCACGAGGAUCUUCACGACGACCAGCUGCUGCAGUACGGCGGCCUGGAGUUCCCCCAGAUCAACUACGAGCGCUGCAAUGCUCGACCCUACCGCUAUUUCUACUCCUGUGGCUUUGGACACGUCUUCAGUGACUCCCUGCUCAAGAUGGACGUGCACACCAAAGAGCUCAAGGUGUGGCGGUAUCCCGGCUUGUUCCCGUCUGAGCCUGUCUUUGUUGCUUCGCCCGAGGCCACGGAGGAAGAUGAUGGAGUCGUGUUGUCAGUCAUCAUUACACCCCGAGAAGACAAAAGUACAUUUCUUCUCGUUCUGGAUGCCAAGACCUUCACUGAACUGGGCAGAGCAGAAGUCCCAGUCAACAUCCCGUAUGGUACACAUGGAGUGUUCAAUCACAUGGCCUAACAGGGAGGUGCAACCUUUUUACACUGAGGGCCACACACUGACAAAUGAAAGCAUGCGGGUGCCAUUUUGAUAUUUUUCAUUUUGAAAACCAAUACAAUACAUAUUGUAACCAUUAAGGCUCUCCUCAAUGUUGGUGAAUGUUAAUUGUCCCCGGGAUCCAAA
Entelurus aequoreus (snake pipefish) is the source of this 2330-nucleotide messenger RNA. It is a transcript of the gene bco2l, whose product is annotated as beta-carotene 15, 15-dioxygenase 2, like. The record is from RefSeq and is a predicted model, not a curated record. Gene Ontology annotation, cellular component: mitochondrion. The coding region runs from base 738 to 2168 and encodes 476 amino acids. Gene Ontology annotation, molecular function: beta-carotene 15,15'-dioxygenase activity; carotenoid dioxygenase activity. Gene Ontology annotation, biological process: carotene catabolic process; retinal metabolic process. The transcript has 15 exons. NCBI's taxonomy places the organism in Eukaryota, Metazoa, Chordata, Actinopteri, Syngnathiformes, Syngnathidae.